Molecule: messenger RNA, 918 nt
Organism: Colletotrichum abscissum
Lineage: Eukaryota; Fungi; Ascomycota; Sordariomycetes; Glomerellales; Glomerellaceae
Exons: 1
Coding region: 1-918 (305 amino acids)
Source: RefSeq, a predicted model, not a curated record
AUGUUGUCCAUAAUCGUCGCGAUUUUCGCUACUCUUACCGCUGCGCAAAGCACACCCUGGCCCACAUUCGGCAACUGGACCGAGGUAUUCGACGGUCACCCAUACAUCCUCUCAGGCCCAAAGACCCUAGGAAAGAAAAUCGACUUCGAACUCGAGCGAUGUCACUUCGUCCUCAAACUACUCAACGAGCGCACACACAUCCCAAACAGCCAGGUCCCGCUCCCAACCCCAGGCUCCCUCUGUAUGGACAUCCUCGCCAAACGGAAAGCUUCCAUCGGCGACCGGGGCUUUCUCGAGCUCUUCUCCAAAGAUAUUGAAGAUGCCAAACAGUUCUGGUAUGACGUCAACUCCAAUUCCACGCUACAGGACCCAGCCACGUGGAAAUCGGUCGAGUGUCGUGCCCUUGUACCAUUUCCCAAUGUCAACGCCUGGGCCUUUUCGACGUGGUCUGCCUCACCUCUCGCAGAUGCUGCUAAUAAUCGCGGCAACGCGGAGCACUACUUCAAGAAGUCUACUUACGCUGGAGGAGGAGCGACUGGCACAUCGCGGAUUCUGGAGAGCUGGGGCGGGGUGGUGACCAACUUUAGUAUUCCCAACUACAGCGCACGAACGUGUGCGCAGAGACCGAUGGUGCGACUGCUACCCGAGUUUCGACUCAAGGCUUGCGGUGACAAGAAUCUUAUCGACGGCAACAAUACCCGAUUUGGGGUGUUGAAUAUUGCCGUGAGGGAUAUCAGUGUGGCUGGGAAAAGGUAUCUUGAUAUCUAUGCCUCCGUGUGGUAUGGCAGCGCUAUCCCGGAGGAGCACCUUGAGGCAGAGAGGCAACAUAUCAUUAUUGAGAUUGUCAACUUGAGUUUGAAAGCUCAGGAAGAUGUGCAGAGUGGGGUGUUCAGAGUUCCGGCGCCUUCAGAAUCUUGA